AUGCCAGACAGGAGGCUAAAAUUGGAGGAGCGGAAGCUGGAGAGCACGAGGGAUCAGCAGCGGAAGGUGAGCGUGCUGGUUGCCGAGAAUGCGGAGGAGUUCUUCAGCAGCGAGGUCCACUACCUCAAGCCCGUCCUCUUUACCAAGAAGGCCGAAACCCCAUCGCUAUGGCUAAGGCUGUCCGAGGCGUUCGGGGAGUGCUGCAAGUUCGGAGAAAUCAGGCACACUGAGACGGCGCUGAUGGAGAGGUUUGCUGUCUCUCCUGACGCUCUGCCAAAGAUCAUAGCCGUGACGCACGACGGCGAUGGCGGGGAGCGGGUGAUCCCGUACGAGGGCCCGUCAGACUUCGACAGGAUCAGCGAGUUCCUGGUGGAGACAGGAGGAGGGAGAUCGCCAGCGCUGGAGCUGAAGAGGGAGCUGGAGAUGCAGAAGAGGGAGAUGAAGAGCCUGCGGCAAGAGCUCGAGCGAGAGAAGGAGGCGCUGCAGGUAGCGAGGACGGAGAUUGCCCGCAGCAAGCUGGGGCAGGUCGGGCAGGUGGAGGCAGUGAAGAAGAGCUUGGAAGCUGAGCUGGCAGAGGCGAAGGAGCGGGAGAAGAGCUUGCGAGCGCAGGUGGAGUCGGAGAGUAGAGUCUUUAGCGCCGAGAUCAUCAAGUUGAAGGAGGAGAAGCAGCUGCUGAGCGACAAGCUCAUGGCGCUCGAAGCGGCGCAGGGGGAGAGGGUGGUCAUGCUAAACUCGAGGAAUGCGGACGCGUUCCUGGCGUCGACGAUCCGUCCUCUCAAGGCUGUUCUCUUCACGACCAAGACCGAUGUCCCUCCCCUGUGGCAGCAGCUGGCGGAGGCUCAGUCCAUGACGACCGCGUUCGGAGUGGUCCGGCACGUGGAGGAGGACGUGCUCGAGAGCUUCGAGCUGACGGCAGCUGACCUGCCGCACAUCUGCAUCUUCCGAGGACGAGGUCGAGAGAACCCAGUGGUGUAUGACGGGGAGGUGAAGCUGGAGGCGCUGAGCAGCUUCCUGCGGGAUGCGGUGGAGGGAGGGGAGACGGUGAUCGCGAUGCGGCAGCAGAUGCACUCGGCGAUGCGGCAGGUGGAGCACCUGACCGAGCAGCUGGAGGAGAGGAGCAGGAAGAGCAAGGAGGCGGAGGCGGAGGCGGAGGCGGAGGCGGAGGAGAUGAAGAGGAGGCACGAGGAGGAGAUGGCCCGAGUCGUCCGAGAGCACCAGGAGGCGAUCCGAGACGUGCAGGAGCAGAUGGCGAAGCUGCAGCAGGAGUCGAAGAAGAGGAUAAGAAUGGCCGAGGAGGAGGUAGAGCACAUGAAGACGGAGAUGGAAGCGGAGAGGAGCGCGGUCAGCAAGGACUUGCAGGAGCAUCUGAAGAUGAUGGAGGAGGAGGUUUGUGCGGCAAUUGAUCUCGCUCCCUUGCUGACUCGCUGGAAGUUUUCGGCCGAGCGUUCGAGAUGGAAUAUGUUGAGGGAGCUGGUAGCUCAGCUGGACUCUGAGAUACUGCUGGUCGAUAGGUUGUCAAGGAGCUGCGAGAAGGCUGUGCUGCGGGCCUCCUCAGCCGUUCAUGUGACGCUCGUGAGGAGGGCGAGGGAGACGGAGAGGAUGCAAGCCUCUCUGAGGGAGUUCAUAGAUGAUGUUGCUCCUAGCCAGGUGAUCUCUGCCAUCAACUAUGGGGAUAACCAGCUCAGGGCAAAGAGCCUUCUGACGUCGGAUGGAGAAUCUCUCAUCGAGUCCCUCACCACCCAGUACAAAUCACUUAAGAGCCGAAUUAAUGAUCUUGACUUCUUGGGGGACAAGCGGGCCCUCGAUCUCGAAAGGCCGAGCUCGAGCAGCAAAUUCGUGGGGGGGAAGAAGCCGGAGAGAAGACCAGAGGAUGGAGAGAGUCGAAGUGUCUCCCAACGCGGGGGGUCGGAGGGAAUUUCAGACACGCUGAGCGACACAGCGAGCGUGCGGUCGGGGUCGAAGUCGAGCGAAACCUUAAGUGGGCACAAGGACGAGGAAGGGAAGUCCUGGGGCGAGGCUAGUCAGCGGAAGGGAGGGGUGGAGGAUGGAAAGAUGGACGCGGCGAAGCUUCAGCGAGCGAAGAAGAAGCAAGCGAAUGAGUUGGUUAACAUCGCAGGGCUGGACGAGGAGAUCAGCAUCGGGCGACUGACACGGGAAGUCGAGAAGACAGAGACGAAGAACGUGUUCUCAUGGCGAGACAAGCGGUUGAUCGAUGACGAGACUGGCUCGCUCGUAUACGCAUACCCGCGAUGGUUAGAGGAGGUAAAAUGA
Guillardia theta CCMP2712 is the source of this 2271-nucleotide messenger RNA. RefSeq lists its product as hypothetical. The transcript has 12 exons. Gene Ontology annotation, cellular component: endoplasmic reticulum lumen. The record is from RefSeq and is a predicted model, not a curated record. NCBI's taxonomy places the organism in Eukaryota, Cryptophyceae, Pyrenomonadales, Geminigeraceae. The coding region runs from base 1 to 2271 and encodes 756 amino acids. Gene Ontology annotation, biological process: response to endoplasmic reticulum stress. Gene Ontology annotation, molecular function: protein disulfide isomerase activity; protein-disulfide reductase activity.